This is a messenger RNA of Xenopus laevis (African clawed frog), 5343 nucleotides long. It is a transcript of the gene tasor.S, whose product is annotated as transcription activation suppressor S homeolog. Gene Ontology annotation, molecular function: chromatin binding. Gene Ontology annotation, biological process: protein localization to heterochromatin; negative regulation of gene expression, epigenetic. NCBI's taxonomy places the organism in Eukaryota, Metazoa, Chordata, Amphibia, Anura, Pipidae. The record is from RefSeq and is marked provisional. Gene Ontology annotation, cellular component: chromosome; nucleoplasm; heterochromatin.
UGCCGAGCGAGAAGGAGACGCGUGAGAUGGCGGCGGCGCGUGUCUGAGAGGAAAGAGAGAAAGCAGCGGCAUGGACAGAAGUCUGCAAGACAAGGCCUCUCCCGUCGCUCAGUAAACUUUACCCCGAUAUAGAACGCUAGUUAUUGUGUAGAUAGAACCUUUCAGGAGCAUGGAGGAGAACAAGAGCGUUGCUGAGGGAAAGGCGGCCACCGCGAGCCUGAAAGAAUCCGAAGAGACAUCCACACAAAAUGGCGAACUCGGUGAACCCGAAGUACAACAGACUCUGAAACGCACGAACAGCACAGAAAGCGGCGGCACGGGGCAGAAACCCCCAGAGGAAGCUCCUAGGAGGCGCUUUCAGAUCCCGAGAAAGAGCCGCGAUAAAAGAGCUCUUCAAGUUAUUAGUUCUGGCUCUCGGGAGUUUGAAGAAAUUUUGAAAAUUCUUCAUUCAUCUUACCUGGAUGCAAACUCAAAAGCCAGUUUCUCAUACAAAUGUGCUCGACUUGUUCAUAAUGAAUUCUUGGAAAAAGAGUUUACUGAGAAACGAAGGCAAUUGAAAUUUGAUGGUCGACUAGAUAAAGAACUUGUCGAGUCUUAUGUGUUUCUUUUGGUUGACCAAGAGCAGAUGCAUAGUAUAACUGAGAAAGGAUUACAUGUGGGGCAUUCUAGAAUGACUACCUUGGGCAAACCUAGCAUGGGGGUAUAUCUGUCAAGGUAUGCAGAUCUGUUGCAGGCCAAUCCUUUAGAAACUGGGACAACUGGAGAUAUUUUCAUAUUUAAAGUAAUAAAGGGGAAAAUGAAGUUUGUUUUUGAUCAUAUUAGGAAUAACCAGAUGGAUUCAUUUAGUGGUAAUGGAGGUUUGGACCCGGUCCCCAAACAUGAAUGUCAUGUCUUAAAAAACAUGAAUGCAGUGACAGCAUUGCUUGGAUACAGAGCAUUUGAGCGUACCCAGUACUAUUUUUAUGAAUAUGGAUUUGAUGAAGUCCUCAAGAGACCAAGGCAUGUUUGUCCAUAUGCUGUUAUGUCAUUUGGCUAUAAAGAUGAAUUGGCAACAAGGCAGCCUCCUUUGCCCACAUCUGGACCAGUUAGUUUUCCCACUGAAAGAAGCUUUGAUAGGAGCAGUUUCACUUUAUGGAGAGGGCAGCUUCUUAACAAAGGAAAACUGCUGUGUUAUGCGUCUCUGAAAUCAACAAGUGGCCCCUUUAUCCCAUACAGGCUACCCGAGAGGCUGGACUUGGAUAUUGUCAUUAAAAUUGAGGUGAUUAAGAAGAGCAUUCCAGCAGUUUUAUUUUACAAAGAAACUCACAAUAAGCCAAAUGAAGCAAAGCAUGGUGGGAUUUACAGCCGGCUCUAUGAAGUAGUCGAGAAGACAAGGACUGGGAGUCAUUUGCAGGGAUUGCUUCAGAAAAUAGAAAGAGAGAACCUGGCUUUAGUGAAACCAUUGGAUGACAGAGGCUUCAUGUUCCUUUAUUUCCCUUCACCUAUGACUUCUGCAUAUGCUUCUGCAAAGACUCGCCUUCUCCAUGCCCUAUUUAUUUAUCAUGAGUCCAGACUGACCCAACCUGUUGCCAAUGUUCCUGUGCCACCAUCCUUUGUGCCCGAAAGCCAUGAGUUUAUGCCAGAAGUUUUAACGUUCGUUCCUGCUCUACAUUUCGCUCUUCACAAAAGCCAGUCAGACACUUCUGCUGACUUUAAUGAUGUAGUUGAAAAACAUUCACGUAUUUAUUUAAAGCGUCGAGCAGAAAAACUAAAUAAGUUCAAGGAAUAUGUUCUCAAGCCUUAUGAUUCUCGAUUGGAUUACAAAAAAAGUCUCUAUGUAGCACCCAGAAUUAAAGGCCAUAUUGAAUCUGCUCUCCGCAGUUAUUUAUUUGGUUCAGAAGCAUAUACAAUACCAGUAGAUAAAGCAAAGGAAAUGCUUAAGGAGAACCAGAGGUUUCAGCAGUUUAGCCCAGUAUCUGACUAUGAACCCGUUGAAGAUGAUCACGACAGUAACAAAUAUAACAAAAAGUGUCCCGUUUCUUAUGUGGAAACGAACAGUGAAAAGUCAUCUGAGAGCACGGACUGGGAUAUUGACAAAAUCAAUGGCUUGAUAAAUUUAAUUCAAAAAAAGAAACAGAGCAAACCAGAGACUGAUGAGCCAUCAGGUGUUGGGCUCAAAAGAAAACUUGAUAGGCAGUCAGAAAAGGCAUGGAAGCACCGAAAAUGUGAAGAGAACGUUCACCAUGAUAAUGAACCAGGUGAAAGUGCCCAGUCACUUAUCUCUUCUCUUGGGGGGCAAGAUACAGACCUAAGACAAGAAACUGAAUCACUCAGUAGCGAAUGUAUUAAAAUGCUGCUGGAGAAAUUGGCGGACUCUUGUAUAGAUCCUGCAAUGGCUGAGUCUUUAAAGACAUUGAAGCAAAACUCCACAGAGGAACUUCCCUCUCAGAAGCUCAAACAUCUUUCUCCAGCACAUGAUACAGAAAGAGAAGGUGCCGGACAAGACCAGAAUAUAGUUUAUAAUGACCAAACAACUGAUAAUCAAGAAAACACUACAUGCCUUUCAGAGGAGGCCCAGCAGGCUGAAGGAAGCCACAGUGAUCAUUCCGUUCUCAUGGAAGAAAAAAUCCUGGAUCCGCCUUUGGAAAGUGCAAGCCCUUGCCCUAGCAAUACUGCAGGAAAUAACUGCCCCGCACAGGGUCCUAACAGUUUGGAUUUAGAAAUGCACUGGAAACUAAUUCCCAUUGCUGAAGCAAAUCUCACAGAAGAACAGCUUGUCUACGUGUCCACAGAAGAUGCACUUCCUAAUGAUCCCAGAGCUGGACACAAGAGGCGGGGGUCCAGAUAUUCACCUCUUCAUGAGACGGAAAGGCAGAGACCUAGACACGACAGAGACUAUUGCAGGAGCCUGACCACCCCCUCGAGAACAGAACGCAACAUGUUGCAGAGUAAGCACUGCCACAAUGGGCUGAUAGAGAACACUGUUCUGGAAGUUUAUAACACAUUUUCUGAGCAACUUCACGAUGUUUUGAAACAAAGAGACGUUCCGUACAUGGUUCCAGCAGCCCCUCCACUUCUCUCGUCCGACGACAGAGUCUUGAAACUUUCCGACUGUCUCUGUGAACAAGUGUCUGACAUCUGUGUGCAGCAGUAUGUAGAUGAUUUACACACCACGCUGGAUAGUGUUGUUGCCGCCCAUAUCAAUUCCUGUGCUGUUUCCAGGACAGGAUCUCCUGUUACAGAAAUAAUGGCAGCCACAGAAGUUCAUACAUUUCACCCUAAACAAACUGAAUAUCCUCACGUACAUGAACAUUUUCAUGUCAAUGAUUUACAUUCUGACGUUCGGGAAGCGAAUCCUUUCUCCGCAGACCACGUAUAUAAAGUUGGGGAGGAAAAUGCAGCGAAUGGCCAUGCACUAUCCCAUAAUUCCCGAGAUCUUUCACAAGAGACUCCAGAAAUCAGCACGUCCGGAGUGACUGAUCUUUCUGAGCCGCAUUUAGCCAUUUCAAAUCUGAUCAACCAAAUGAACCCCGAAGUGUUCAACAACCUGGUGAAAAUCAUAACCCAUGUGAACAAAAACAGUGUUAAGUUCUACGUUCACACAGAGGAAGAAAAUGCCAUUUGUCAGAAUAUUAAGGAGUACCUAUUAAAGCUGGGCAAUACCGAGUGUCGGCCGGAGAAGUUUUUGGAAUCCAAAACCAAGGCGGAUAAACUGCUUAUAAUUAUCCAGAAUGAAGACAUUCCAAACUGCAUUCAUAGGGUACCUGCAUUGGUCUUGCUGAAGAGGUUGCCGUCAGUGAGUUUUGCUGGCGUCGAUAGUUUGGAUGAUUUGAAAAACCACACAUACAAUGAAAUUUUUGUGUCUGGAGGAUUCAUUGUGUCUGAUGAAAGUGUUCUGAAUCCUGAAACAGUCACUGUUGAUGAACUGAAGAAAUUCUUGAUGUUUCUGGAAGAAAUAAACAGCCCUGAUGCAAACUGGCAGUGGAAAAUCCAUUAUAAAUUUCAUAAACGGCUUAAAGAGUUGGGGAGGUUGAAUACAAAUGCUCUAAAUAUUCUCACCCUCUUAACGACUUACCAGAAGAAGAACCUGGUUGAGAUCCUGUCCUAUCACCUGAGCUGUGAUCCGCAAAACCAGCAGGCACCACAGCUUGAGUGUCUGAUCAAACUUCAGGUUCAGUACAUGAAGCAAAGGCACGUUCUCUUCCUGACAGAAAAGGAUGCCGCCAGGUUUCCAGAUUACUGUGAUAACGGUAUAGUGGUUACAAGAAUGGUGGAUUUUAUGGAUAACUUCUCAAACCUCAUUGGUCACCAUAGUCCCAACAAUGAAGAGCAGCGCCUUUCACAGCUGACAAAUCAAGGAGAUGAAACUGCUCCUGGAGAAGCGGACAGUAAGGAGGAGGAAGACAUGUCUCUAGAUUCAGAGGAUGACACUCCACCAAUAGAGGUUUGCACGGACUCCUGGAAGCCUGAAUCUCAGAAACAGAACAUUUCCAGUUUGCUGGAAUUGGUUGACAAGGAUCAAACAGAAAGUCCUAGUACCUUAAAUCAGGGUAAGACUCCUACUCUUGAUGAACUUCAGCCGAUCACUCCUGUAUCAGUGGCAGGCUCCACCACUGGCGAAAACAGUGUUUCAACGGGCGACGAACUAGGCAGCAAUACGAAGGAUUACAAUAGGGAAGUGAAUUUGUCCCACCAGUUCAGCCAUUUCAGUGUUCUGACCCAUCAGACUUUCCUAGGAUCCAUGUACCCCACCCUCACCAACCCAGCCCAAGCGGAGAUCUCCUUCAUGAAUUCGUACAGCCAACUAACGGAACCAGAGACAUCAAAAAAUUCUGAGCGGAAACAAAAAUAACCCAUGGUUUCCGUUGUUUUCUUGUCUCGUUCCUAGCCUGUUUCAAGUAUUUAUAUAUAUCAGACUUUUCUAAUUGUUUAGUUUCUUACAGAAAAGCAUAAAGUACAAAUUUUAUUAUAUACCCAACAAAGGGGAAACACUUUUAUUUUCCCUGCUUGACUUUGGAAUUAUGACUGCAUGUACCCCGUAACAGCAUCUGCAAGGAAAUAAAUAUUUUUUUAAGACAUUGUAUUGGAAAAUUUGCACUUUUUAUGUUUGUUUUUGUAUUUAAACAGUGGCUUUUUUUUGCUUUUUUUUAUACCUAACUACCAAAUGUUGUCGUUUUUGUAAAUGUAUGGAAGCCACUUCUUGAUCAACGCAGUGUUAUGUAAAUACUUUCAAAAUGUUUACUUUGUAAAGUUUUUUUUUAUACAAAGUCAUAAGUUACAGUUUUAACAAAAUUUCAAAAUGAUGAGAUGUUUAUACAUAUAUUGGUGCAUUCUCUCUGUAUAUGAUUAAACUUCAUGCACUUA